Messenger RNA from Dalotia coriaria, 1218 nucleotides. RefSeq lists its product as uncharacterized. The transcript has a single exon. The record is from RefSeq and is a predicted model, not a curated record. The coding region runs from base 1 to 1218 and encodes 405 amino acids. Lineage: Eukaryota; Metazoa; Arthropoda; Insecta; Coleoptera; Staphylinidae.
AUGAAUAACGAACUAAAUAUUUUGGAAAAAGUCAGUACCGAUGACACUAUUACCAAAGAACAAUAUCAUACAUAUCAACCAAGAACUAAUAAUUUUAAGAAGAACGAUGAAAUACGUAUUUUAAUUCAACAACAAGAUCAAUAUACAAAGCCAUGUGAAAGUUACAUAUUGAUAGAAGGAGAAGUAAUUUUACCAAAGGCAGAACAGGGACAACCUAAACCAGAAGUAAAUUUAACACGUAAUGCAUUUAGUUACCUUUUUCAAGAAGCUAGAUACGAAAUAAACGGUGUAGAAAUUGACAGAAAUCAAGACGUCGGAACUACUACAACGAUUAAAAACUUUCUCUCUUGCAAAUCUAAUAAUCAUAACAAUAUUCUAUUUGGUUGGCAAGAAUCCGGGAAUUUAAGUUUAUUUAACAAAGAAAAGUUGAGAUUUUAUGCACAGUUACCGUUAAAUAGAUUGUUUGGUUUUGCUGAAGACUACCGCAAAAUUAUAAUUAAUGCUAGACAAGAGCUAAUACUAUUGAGGUCAAGCACCGAUAAGAAUUGUUACGUCGGUUCGGAUAACGUUCAGCUGAACCUAACCAAGGUUGAGUGGCAUAUGCCGCAUAUUGAGCUCAAUGAUUCAUCGCGCGUUCAUUUCCUUAGCGUACUUAAAGCGGAUAAGCCUCUACUGAUGCCGUUUCGCAAAUGGGAACUGCACGAGUUGCCAGCUUUAAAAAAUACUGAUAAGGAUAUUUGGUCGGUAAAAACAUCUACAUCUCUCGAAAGACCGCGUUACGUCAUUGUCUGCUUCCAAACCAAUAAGAAAAAUAAUCAUGCAGAGGACGUUACAAAAUUUGACCAUUGCGAUAUUAGAAAUAUUAGGGUUUUCUUAAAUUCUACUUCUUACCCUUAUGAUAAUAUGCAAUUAGAUUUUGAUAAUAAUAAUUACGUUAUGGCUUAUAAUCAGUUUAUAAAUUUUCUACCAAGUUAUUAUAACAUUGAAUAUAAAUCUGCUGCACCCGAAUUAACUUAUGAUACCUUUAAAGAUCAUGCGCUUUACGUAUUUGAUGUAACUAAACAAAACGAAAGCGUAAAAUCUUCAACGAUUGACUUGCAAAUUGAAAUGGAAUCAAAGAAUGCAUUUCCUUCCAACACAAAAGCGUAUUGCCUCAUUUUGUUUGAUGCCGUUGUCGAGUAUACACCUUUAACGGGAAUAGUGCGCAAACUAAUAUAA